GAUACAAAACUAAAUAAUAAAAUCAAUAACCGGUGAACACGUGUUUCAAGUGCGUGAACGGUGGAGCCGUCACAAGAAGUCAUCACGGCUUGCAUUUUGGGUGGACUGCAGGCCGCGUGGAGAAGCAGUUCCAGUUCAACAUCGGACGGCAUGUCGGCUGAGGUCAGCUUCACGAAGAGGGCCGCACAGGAGUUAUCCCGUUGUUUCAAUGGCAUAACUGUCCGCCAGAAUCGAUCUAAAGCACAGUCAACUGCUGCUAACAAUGCGGACAACACUUCACAACAACCGAUUAAUGGCAAUCAAAAACCAUUAAUCAAUGAAUCGACACAAUUGAUUGGAAAAACACAAUUAACUAAUUAUGUUAAUAAUCGAAGCAAUAAUAGCUGUCAUAAUUUGAAUUUAUCGCCAAAAUUCAAUCAUAAGGUUACACCUAAUGGCACACCCAGGAGGGGCUCACGUAAUGGUUUGCUACCACCACAGGCACCUCCUAAGACAUGGAGGGCCCGCAGAAAAAAUUAUUUAUUGAAUGUUCAAAGGGCUAAAUAUAUCGAUGAACUCUGGAGUGACAAUAAAUUUUUGAUGAAAUUUUUCACUUAUUUCUCUCCAAUUGAACGAUGCCUAUUGGCUCAGGUUUGUAAGACAUGGCAAACAUUGUUAUAUAGUGAUCACCGAUUUUGGCGACACUUAAUGCCCGUAUUAUUUUGUGAUGAAUUAAGACGAGAAAAGUCAUUGACCAGUGCUGCCAGUGAUCAGCAAAUAGUGGUCAAUACAUGUGGUCCACAAUUAGGACUUCCAAAUGGCGCUGAUUUUGUGAUCAAUGAGAUCAAAGCAAAUCUUUACUAUAGUAUCGAUGUUCGCAGCUUUGAUUCAAUUGGUAUGUUUGGCGCCACAGACGGUGAUAUCGUUGACUUCACGUCCAAAACAAGGCCAACACUUUUGAAUCGUUUGACGACUGUAUCACUACGUAAUUCAUCCAUUAGUGAUAAAGGACUGGAAGUGCUUCUCUCCUCUUUGUCAUCGCUAUUGAAACUUGAAUUAACGGGCUGUAAUGAAAUCACUGACUCAGUUAUGUGGACAGCUUUGGUACCCAAACUUGAAAUUUUGGUUAUUAUGGACUGUAUUAACAUUUCCGACGAGACUGUUGCAGCUAUUUGUCAAAUGUUACCAAAUUUAAAGAAAUUACAAAUACAAGCAUAUCAUGUGACUGACACAUCAAUGGCAUAUUUUGGUAGCACAAUGGCCAGGGAGAAUUUGCGUGUCUUAAUGUUACAUCAUUGCUGGGAACUGUCUAAUCAAGGUGUGGCUACACUCGCACACGGACUUCCAAAUUUACAUACACUCUCUCUGUCGGGUUGUUCUAAAGUGAGCGACGACGCCAUUGAAGUGAUCGCCGAACAGAUCCGCGGAUUACGAUAUCUGGACCUCUCGUGGUGUCCGCGGGUUAGCGACGCCUCACUUGAAUAUAUUGCGUGUGAUUUGUCCGAUACUUUAACACAUCUAAUACUCGAUCGUUGUCUACACAUAACAUGUAUCGGAAUGGGAUACGUGGCCACAAUGACCCGAUUAUAUCAUCUUUCAUUACGUUGGUGUCCUCAGGUCAGGGAUUUUGGUCUACAAACACUGUGUUCAAUGAGAUCACUUAAAAGUCUAUCAUUAGCUGGUUGUCCUCAGUUGACAAUAACAGGUCUCUCGUGUUUAGUACAAAUGCAAACCUUAUCUGACUUAGAGUUGACUAACUGUCCGGCGGCUACACCCGAGUUAAUUAACUAUCUGAGCGAUAAUUUGCCACAUAAUUGUAUGAUUACUAUUUAGUCAAACAAGCCUAUCAUGUUAGAUGUAUUCACAAAUAGUCAAAAUAAGAUAUGACCCUGCUCAUAUAUCUUCUAAUUAUCACACUA
This is a messenger RNA of Oppia nitens, 1898 nucleotides long. RefSeq names its product F-box/LRR-repeat protein 16-like. NCBI's taxonomy places the organism in Eukaryota, Metazoa, Arthropoda, Arachnida, Sarcoptiformes, Oppiidae. The transcript has 7 exons. Gene Ontology annotation, cellular component: SCF ubiquitin ligase complex. Bases 151 to 1812 code for a protein of 553 amino acids. Gene Ontology annotation, biological process: SCF-dependent proteasomal ubiquitin-dependent protein catabolic process. Gene Ontology annotation, molecular function: protein binding. The record is from RefSeq and is a predicted model, not a curated record.